AUGACCACCACCGAGGCAGCGACGGGCGCCGAGCCUCCCAAGAAGCUCCAUGGACGGGCAUUUUACGAGAGCAUUGGGAGUCCCAAGUUUAUUGUGGCUCCCAUGGUGGAUCAAUCUGAGUUUGCCUGGCGAAUGCUCACACGAUCCUUCUUGCUGCCCUCGGAGCAGUCUAAGCUUCUAGCCUACACGCCGAUGCUUCACGCGCGACUGUUUUCACAAGACGAAAAGUAUCGAAAGGCACAUUACCAGGCUGUGCGGGCGGGAUCCUCAGAACCCUGGCUGGACGGAAACCCCAAGAUCGAUCGGCCUCUCUUUGUUCAGUUCUGCGCAAAUGACCCCGAAGCGCUGCUUUCUGCGGCGAAACACGUAACGCCGUACUGCGAUGCUGUGGACUUGAACCUCGGAUGCCCGCAGGGCAUUGCGCGGAAGGGCCACUACGGAGCGUUUCUCCAAGAAGACCAGGACCUCGUCUUUCGACUGAUCAACAUAUUGCACAAGGAGCUCUCCAUCCCAGUCACAGCUAAGAUUCGCAUUUUAGAGACAAAAGAGAAGACCCUGGAGUACGCAAAGAAUGUGCUGAAUGCCGGAGCUUCUAUUUUGACUGUGCAUGGCCGAAGGAGGGAGCAAAAGGGACAUCUUACUGGUGUUGCGGAUUGGAAGAUGAUCCGAUUUCUAAGAGACAAUCUGCCACCAGAGACUGUGAUUUUUGCAAACGGAAACAUCCUGCAAGAUGGAGAUCUAGACAAGUGCCUGGAGGCCACUGGAGCGGAUGGUGUCAUGUCAGCGGAGGGAAAUCUCAGCGAUCCCGGCCUGUUCGGCAAUCCACCACCCGCCGACGAGAAGAGCAGAGAUUACUGGAGAGGAAGAGACGGAAAGGGCGGAUGGCGAGUCGAUGCCAUCACGAGGCGCUACUUGGACAUCAUACACAAAUACGUCUACGAGGUAGACCCUCCGCAGCGACGACCGCUCUUCGUACCAGGCGACGACACCGCAUGGUUGACAGAAGGCGAGAACAGCAGCUCAGAAGACGCAGACGAGCCAGCAAAGAAGAAGCGAAAGAAGGAGGACGACAAGGCUCUCAAUUCGUCCCCUAACAUCUCCGCCCUGCAACCCCAUCUGUUCCACGUCCUCCGCCACUUCGUCACCAAGCACACCGACAUCAGAGACCAGCUUGCAAGGGCCCGCAGGGACGGCAUCGACGGCUACGAGAGGGUCCUCGCCGCCGUGGAGAAGAGGGUCGCCGAGGGCCUGCUGGAGUACGAGAAGACAGAGGGCAAGAGCUUCGAGGAGGAGCUGGAGAAGCUCAACGAGCGGGCUAUUGAGGGUGUUCCGGAGGAGGAGAGCUCGCUGGGGACGAUCAAGAGGUGCAAGCGCCCUUGGUGGGUGGCACAGCCGAUUAUUCGGCCGCUGCCAAGCGAGGCGUUGGCGAAGGGGGCUAUUACGCUGAAGAAGGAGAAGGAAAAGGGGGGCAAGGAGAAGACUGAAGGCAAAGAGAAGAAUGAGGACAAGAAGAAGAAUGAGGGCGAUGAGAAGAAUGGGAGUGAACAGGUUGAAGCUAAGGAGGAGACGGAGGUAGAGCAACAGACGAAGCAAGAGAUUACAUCAAGAGAUGAGCUCGUCUCUGGAUGA
Trichoderma asperellum CBS 433.97 is the source of this 1629-nucleotide messenger RNA. RefSeq lists its product as uncharacterized. Gene Ontology annotation, molecular function: flavin adenine dinucleotide binding; tRNA dihydrouridine synthase activity. Gene Ontology annotation, biological process: tRNA processing. NCBI's taxonomy places the organism in Eukaryota, Fungi, Ascomycota, Sordariomycetes, Hypocreales, Hypocreaceae. The record is from RefSeq and is a predicted model, not a curated record.